CAUUCCAUAAAAUCCAGAAGAAUCUCAAUGAUUUUUUACGACUCGUCCAGUUGAUCGAUUAUUUACAGUUAAAUUGAACAGAUUUCGUUGAGAAAAUAACGAUUUAGUGCGAGGUUUUUUAGAUAUCUUGUAAAUAUCAUUUUAAAGAGGAGUGGUGAUUAUUCUCCGAUGGGAAUCAAAGGAAAUUGAGGAUGGGUCAGUGAUGGAGGGCCCGGAAAGCUUCAGAUGUUUCCCCUGGAUGCGCCACUCCGGACAGAAACUAGUGGUUACUAAUUUAAACGAUAAAAAUAGUAAAAGCAACAACAAGCGGAAGGCCGAUCAGCCUGAUCAGCCGAUUUAUCGAAGAUUGAGUCAAGUGAGGAAGGAUGCGAUUUUUGGGGCUGCCCAAGUCAUUAAAAAUGAGGAAUUCCCGAUUUUUAAAAAGACUCUUGAGGAGAAAAAACGGAUAACAGAGGCUAUACGGCGCAAUGAUUUUCUCUACAAGAUGGAGGAGCACCAGGUGGACAUGAUCGUAUCCAAGAUGUACCCAAAAGUCUUCCAGAAGAGAGCUAGAUUGAUCAAGGAGGGAGAUAUCGGGCAUCACCUGUAUGUGUCUGAAACUGGGGACUUUGAGAUAUUCAAGGGGAGCGAGUUCCAGGGUAGCUUCGGCCCUGGAGUGGCCUUCGGGGAGUUGGCGUUAUUAUACAACGUAAAAAGAGCAGUUUCAGUCGAUGUUAAACCUGGGGGUAAAGUGUGGGUGCUGGAACGCGGGGCGUUCGUCGCAGCGAGAAUAAAAAAUGCUCAGGAAAUAAUUGAGAGCAAUAUUGAGGCGCUCAGAAAAAUUCCACUGCUCAAAGAUCUGCCCCGACACGUUCUGUCAAAAAUAUCGGACCUGAUGCACGUGGAGUUCUUCACCGUGGGCUCCUACAUCCUCAAGCAGGGUCACGUCGGUGAUAAAUUCUACAUAAUAAAUUGUGGAAGAGUGAGAAUCACGAAAACUGGUGAUAAUGGACAGGAGACAACACUCGCAGUGCUGGAGGAAGGCGAUUACUUUGGGGAAAAAGCACUCUAUGAAGCUGGUGGAAAUAGGAGACAAGCUAAUGCCAUUGCUGAUGAUCGAGGCGCUGAAUGUCUAGCCAUUGAUCGAAGGACUUUCCUGAACUAUCUAGGCGAUCUGGACUCCAUAAAGAAGAGAGACUGGGAUUCAGAGUAUGAAAUUAGAAAACGAUCCCUCAAUGUUCAAUGGAUAAGCGAUUAUCCGGAUGUUAAAUUAUCCGAUCUCGAGAUUAAAGCUGUUAUUGGUGAGGGAAGCUUUGGUAGAGUUCAUUUAGUCACGACUAAAUCAAUUCCAAAUGUUAGUUUUGCGUUGAAGAGAAUAAAGAAGUGUCUCGUUAAGAAUCUGGAUCACCAGAAAUACAUUCUGGAUGAGAAGUACAUAAUGAAGGCCUGCAAAUCACCUUUCAUUUGUCGACUUCAUCAGACUUAUAAAGACCCGAAAUACGUCUAUUUCCUGAUGGAGGCAUGCCUGGGAGGCGACUUGAGAACUCUUUUGUACAGAAAUUUCAAGUUUGAUAACUCAGCAGCGAAAUUCGUAAUUGCCUGCACGGUUGAGGCUCUGGAUCAUCUCCAUUCACGAGAUAUUGUUUAUAGAGACUUGAAACCGGAUAAUAUUCUGCUGGAUUCACGUGGCUAUGCUAAACUGACUGAUUUUGGGACUAGCAAACGAAUAGGGCCGUACAAGACCUGGUCAUUCGUUGGAACUCCUGAAUAUAUGCCCCCUGAAAUUAUUCUAGAAGAGGGACAUGACAGAGCUGCUGACUAUUGGUCCCUGGGUAUCACCAUAUUCGAGCUACUAACGGGUCGUCCGCCCUUCGAUGACGACAACAAAGUGCGACUUUAUCAUAAAAUAGUGGAUGGAGUGGACUCUCUGCAAAUGCCAGACCUCAAAACCAGUGCUCAGAGCAUUAUAAAGAAAUUAUUGCGUCCUAAACCGGUGGAACGGCUGGGUUACCUCAAGGCGGGCAUUAGUGACAUCCGAAACCACCCUUGGUUCUCCCUAUUCGACUGGAAAGCUCUCCGCAAUCAAACCCUGCGAUCUCCGAUAAUUCUCAAGGUGAACAAUCCUCUGGACACUAGACACUUCGACAAAUAUCCCCUGGAGCGAGAGGUAGCCGCCAACGAUUUCUCAGGAUGGGACGCCGAUUUCUGAGUUCCAAAAUUCAUCAUAAAAACAAUUAAACAAUUCACGAUUCACACCAAACCCAAAAGAUUACACAAAUAAACAUAACAGACAUCACGUUGGCGCCAUUAAUCAUCCGAACAAAGAGCAUUUCCAAUUUUUAAACACUGAAUUAAUUAUAAAACACAUUAUCCGGGUUAAGUCACCUAAAUAAUAAUCUAGGAUUGAUUACGCAGUCUGAAAUAAUAAUUUUUACACUCCCGCUAAUUUGAUAGUCGAC
Molecule: messenger RNA, 2438 nt
Organism: Fopius arisanus
Lineage: Eukaryota; Metazoa; Arthropoda; Insecta; Hymenoptera; Braconidae
Product: cGMP-dependent protein kinase, isozyme 1
Exons: 9
Coding region: 203-2188 (661 amino acids)
Biological process (GO): protein phosphorylation
Molecular function (GO): ATP binding; cGMP-dependent protein kinase activity
Source: RefSeq, a predicted model, not a curated record